Messenger RNA from Aspergillus wentii DTO 134E9, 945 nucleotides. RefSeq names its product prephenate dehydratase PHA2. The coding region runs from base 1 to 945 and encodes 314 amino acids. Gene Ontology annotation, cellular component: cytoplasm. Gene Ontology annotation, molecular function: chorismate mutase activity; prephenate dehydratase activity. Gene Ontology annotation, biological process: L-phenylalanine biosynthetic process. The record is from RefSeq and is a predicted model, not a curated record. NCBI's taxonomy places the organism in Eukaryota, Fungi, Ascomycota, Eurotiomycetes, Eurotiales, Aspergillaceae. The transcript has 2 exons.
AUGGAGUUGAGGGUAACAUUUCUGGGGCCUGCCGCGUCCUUUUCCCAUCAGGCGGCCGUAGAGACAUUUGGCACUUCUGCUGAAUUGUCUCCCUGUCUUUCCUUCGCAGAUGCUUUUGCUGCUGUCCAACAAGGGAAGGCAGACUAUGCUAUCAUUCCUUUCGAGAACUCGACCAAUGGAUCAGUCGUUCAAACCCUUGACCUCCUAGCAGACAGACUUAACCUCUACGGGGAUGUGACAGUCUGUGGAGAACAUUAUUUGACAGUCCAUCACUGUCUCAUGAUCCGAAAAGAUCAUGCGUCCUCGCCUGACCGACCGACUUACGACUCGUUAACGAAGUUAUAUACACACCCACAAGCCUGGGGACAAUGUGAUAUUUUUUUGGAUAAACACUUCAAAGGUGUUGAAAGGCAGGAUGUCUCAUCAACCUCAAAGGCCGCGGAAAUCGUUUCGAAGGAGACCACAGAGCGAAGCGCCGCUAUUGCCAGUCAUUUCGCAGCAUCAUAUCAUGGCGUGGAAAUUCUGGCGGAGAACAUCGAGGAUAAAGCCGACAACACAACGCGCUUCUUGGUGUUGGGAAAUGCCCAAUUAGAAUUGACCGCUCGCGUUCCCUUCGAAAAUGUAAAGGUUUCCUCGGCGCGACAGCAACCUGGGCCUUUAGACACCACAUUGAAGACACUGAUCUCGUUCAUGGUCAACCAGGAUUUUCCAGGGGCACUGGCAGAGGCUCUCUUGAUCUUCAAGGCUCAUGGGGUGAAUCUUACGAGCAUAAACACACGGCCAAGUAAAAAACGAGCUUGGCAAUAUGUGUUUUUUGUGGAAUGUAAAAGAAUUCCCACGGCUGAAAAUAAAGAAGCCAUCGCUAGGAUCCUACAUGGCCUUCAGGAGGUCACCGAAAAUUGCAGAGAUCUGGGAACCUGGAAAGACGAACUCCCAAGCAACUAA